AUGGCCUCUUCGUCUCCCGCAGCCGCAAAAUCAUCAUCAAGCGUUGCAGACGUGGCAACGAAACCUGCCUUUGGCUCGAGAUUCCUGAAGGAUGAAACGGAGGUCUGGUCUCAAAAUGCCUGGGACCACGUUCCGCCACCCCCGGGUCAGCGCGAACACAUAGAAGCGGCCCUCGCUCGCCAGCGUGCUGCGCCGGUGCCCGACGAGGAUAAGAGCAAGUACAACGACAAGCCCGCGCGACAUUGGGACGAGUUCUACAAGGCCAAUCAGGACAACUUCUUCAAGAAGCGCAAGUGGCUCCACUUGGAGUUCCCUGAGCUCAUCGCGACGACCAACCUCGAUGCGGGCCCCAAAACGGUCGUCGAGUUCGGCUGUGGAACCGGUAGCGCCAUCUUUCCUCUGCUUGAAGGCAACGCGAAUCCCGAAUUGAAGAUCCGCGCCUACGAUUAUUCCUCGCACGCGAUCAAGCUCGUUCAACGACACGAGAUGUACUCCAGUCCGCCCGCGGGCGCCUCGAUCGAAGCUGCAGUCUAUGACGUCUCUCGGCCGGGCUUACCGCCCAAUCUCGAACCCGGCACAGCAGACUUCGUCCUGCUUGUCUUUGCGCUAAGUGCGCUACACCCGGAGGAAUGGGCGACGGCUGUUCGUAAUGCGCACGCCGCACUCAAGCCCGGCGGGAAGCUACUUAUGCGCGACUAUGGCCGACAUGAUAUGGCGCAGCUUCGCUUCCGCGGCGGGCGCCUGCUGGAUGACAACUUCUAUGCUCGCGGAGAUAAGACGCGUGUAUACUUUUUCGAAUUGGAUGAGCUCGCGCUGAUGUUCACCGGUGAACGCGCGCGCGCUUCUGGUGCACAGGUCGAUGUGCGGGAGACCGAAGAGGAUGAACGCGAAGCAUCCACUGCCACCGUGGACACACCUGCGCACGAAGCUGGCGCGUCGACUCCUGCAGUCGAAGUGCUCUCCCCUGCGUCGCAUUCUACGCCAUCCCGUGCACAGUCGCCAGCGGACUCGCUUUCACCUCCACAUUCGCCUGUCCCUGCAUCCGCCCUCGAACCCGCGCCGAUAUCGCUCGCAAUGGCCCUCGAAACCGCACUGGACCCCAAAACGCUCGCAGCCGGUGUCGCUGCGUUUGAGGCUGCGGAGGUGAACCCACCUCUGCCUGCUCACCAUCCCGAUCGCCAUUCGCCUGUCCCUUCCCCACCUGAGCUCCCCAAGGAAGCCCGACCCGGCCCACGCAUACCAUCACCCCCCGGGCGCACAGGCCCUCCAGAUACCCGUGUCCCGGCACCUGCUCCAGCCGGCCCGGCCCUUGAACAGAGUGCAGCUGAACUGGCGGCGCCGAUUCCCGGUCUGACGGAGAGCGUCGAUGAUGCCCAGCGAGAGUUGCGAGAGGCGGAGAAGAAUGUCGAGGAGGCGAACAAGCAUGCAGAGGAUAUGGCCAGGAAGUACGCUGAGCUGACGGGUGUUGAUGAUGAUGCGGGCCAACGGACGACGCUGAGAGGGCCCGGGACGGCAUCUGAUGAUAUGCUGGAGACGAUGAAGGAAGAGAGCCGCGAGGAUCUGAGGUUAGAGGGGGAGACACAGAUUCACCCGAUCCUGCUUGAGAAUGAUGGCACAGCAACGGGCAAGGGUCUGUUCAAGGCGACACAACUCGGUGUUGAUCGGCGCUUGCUCGUUAACCGCAAGCGUCAGCUCAAGAUGUAUCGCGUCUGGAUGCAGGUUCAAUUCGAAAAACUGUGA
Messenger RNA from Peniophora sp. CBMAI 1063, 1740 nucleotides. NCBI's taxonomy places the organism in Eukaryota, Fungi, Basidiomycota, Agaricomycetes, Russulales, Peniophoraceae. The record is from the annotation of a GenBank genome assembly.